Messenger RNA from Prorocentrum cordatum, 402 nucleotides. The record is from the annotation of a GenBank genome assembly. Lineage: Eukaryota; Dinophyceae; Prorocentrales; Prorocentraceae.
AUGCGGGCCGCUGCACUUGCGGUCACCUACGCAUGGCGCGUCCAGGCAGGCCCUCCGACGGAAACGGUCAUGGUCACGGCGCCCAUGGCUUCGGGCGGCCCGGAGAUCGACAUGACCAUUUGGCAGACGGCGUUCACAUCAUCCACUUCGAAGACCCACGAUUCCCAUGCGCACGUAAACGGGCAUCUGGUCAAGGUCUCCAACCCUCUCGGCCGCGUUGCGGUGGUGCCCCCGCUUCCCGGCGGAUGUGGAACGAUUGCCUACGUGCCGGACACGGCGGCGUUGUACAAUCCCAGUUGCAUCUUGGCCACUGACGCCGGUUAUUAUAACACGUUCCAAUGCAUUGGCAACGUUGUAAGUGAUGGCGAGAUCCAUUACACUGAGCCCAUGAAUACCACCUAG